Messenger RNA from Rotaria sp. Silwood1, 318 nucleotides. Lineage: Eukaryota; Metazoa; Rotifera; Eurotatoria; Philodinida; Philodinidae. The record is from the annotation of a GenBank genome assembly.
AUGCAAUUUGAAUUAUCAAGCUCCGAGGAAGAAGUUACUGAUGAUGACCGAGAUUUACAGGUUUGGAAUAAAAUAGAAUCAGAAUCGGAUGCAGAAUUCCAAGAGGAUUACGGAAUCGUCGAAGAAGUCGCGCCAACUUCGGAAAAUACUACAAUCAAUCCUAUUGAUUGCUAUCGACAUGUUAUUACUGACGAAAUUAUUAGUCUCAUGGUUCGUGAAACUAAUCGAUAUGCAGAACAACACUUACAAACCCAGGAGCUUAGUAAACGAUCACAAGUUCUUCAAUGGAAACCAACUGCUAAUGAAGAAAUGCUUUAA